UAGCAAAAGAAGCACAAAAGAAGAAAGUUAGGCGGUGAGACUUGGGGACACCAGAUAUUGAUAGCUCUCUGUACUUGUCCAUUGGCCGCACCCCAACUCGUAAACCACAUGCACCAAGCAACAUCUCUCUCUCUCUCUCUCAUCAGCUCAAGAUCUUCCUUGAAGCUAAUCUGAGGCUCGCAGUCAAUCUCUCUCUACAGCUUCUGCAAGUCUGCAUUUUUCUCUCUCUACUUCCAUUGCACACAGACCUCAAGGGUCCGUUUAAUUACGGGGUCCCUGUUUAUCUUCUACUUCCAGCUAAGCUUGCUCUUCUCUGUCUCUCUGGGCUUACGCUUUGGUCAAGCUUGGCUUUUUCAAUUCCGGUUGCUUCUUCCACAAGAUCUUAUCCCACUCUGCUUAAAAACCAAGCUUAAAAUUUUCUCUGAGAAAGUGAAAGAAAAAAAGAAGAAAUUCCCAGAAUUUUCCCGAAAAGCUACGUUAGCACUGAGAGCUGCAGCGUAUGUAUAAUGGUCCGCCAGCAUCAAAUUCUACCACGAGCCCAUUAAUUCAAAUACCCUACAGUAGCAAGCAGUGCACCGCCAUUCAUGGAUUCAAAUACCCACCAACCCAAUUCUGGGAUGCUCAGAUUUCGCUCCGCCCCGAGCUCCCUCCUCGCCAAUUUGGCCGACGGCGGCGAUUCGGGCCUUCACAGUAAAAACCCAGUUGAGGGUUCUUUGGAGUCCGAGAGAUUGUUCUCCAGAUUCGCGAAUUACAGCCAUACCAACGACUCGGAUUCUUGGCCGUCGAGUUUUCAAGAAUUAGACGAUAAAUCCGUGGUGACGGUGACGAAGGCGGCUGUGCCGGCGAGCCGGGUGAGUUCACAGGGAGGGUAUUCAGGGAUGCUGCCACCUCAUUAUCCGAGGCAGAGCUCGUUUAAUGGCGGAUAUGGGUUGGCGGGUUCGGGUGCAAUGGAGCAUCAUCACACUGCGGCCAACAAGUCACUUCAUUCAACUUCAAAUCUUGUCAGACAAAGUAGCUCCCCAGCCGGCCUUUUCUCCAACACCUCUGUUCAAAACGGUUUCCCAAUCGGAAAUUGGAACGACUCAUCAAAUUUUCCAGAGAAUUUAGGUGGCAUGAAAAGUGACCAAGAUCAUGAUGGGAAAUUAUUUUCUGUUGAUCAGAGCGGAGAGCUUGAAAACCGGAUUCAUGUAUUAUCCCAUCACCUGAGUUUACCAAAAACUUCAGCAGAAAUGGCCAUGGAAAAGUUCUUGCAACUUCAAGAUUCUGUACCUUGCAAAGUUAGAGCAAAGCGAGGUUGUGCCACUCAUCCUCGAAGCAUUGCCGAAAGAGUGAGAAGAACACGGAUCAGUGAACGAAUGAGGAAACUACAAGAACUUGUCCCGAACAUGGACAAGCAAACCAACACGGCAGACAUGCUAGAUUUGGCGGUUGAUUAUAUUAAGGAUCUUCAGAAACAGUUCAAGACACUUAGCGAUGUUCGAGCAAACUGCAAGUGUUUAAACAUGCAGAAGCAGGUUUCGAAUCGGACCGUUUGACGUUCUUUUCUGUACAGGAAAUCAGGAAAGUGAUGGGGGAAGUGGGUUGAAACCACAUAAAAUAUUUUCCUGUAUGCAGUGAAGAACAAGUAUAAACUACAGCAACAAAAGAGGGAAAAAACAAGUAGAGGGAGCUAUUAGGUAAUGUAGUUUUUGAUGGGGUGUGAUGUAGAAGGUUGCUAGAUUUUCCACCACAAACGUGGAGGGGACCAGGUCUUGUGUCCUAAACAAGCAGCUUGAGUUCCCAGUACACAAUAUAUGAAAUAAACAUAAAAAAAACGUAACAGGAGAUGUUCUAAUAAUGUACUCCCUUAAUUU
Molecule: messenger RNA, 1853 nt
Organism: Malus domestica (apple)
Lineage: Eukaryota; Viridiplantae; Streptophyta; Magnoliopsida; Rosales; Rosaceae
Product: transcription factor bHLH130-like
Biological process (GO): regulation of transcription by RNA polymerase II
Cellular component (GO): nucleus
Molecular function (GO): RNA polymerase II cis-regulatory region sequence-specific DNA binding; protein dimerization activity; DNA-binding transcription factor activity, RNA polymerase II-specific
Source: RefSeq, a predicted model, not a curated record